Molecule: messenger RNA, 2269 nt
Organism: Periophthalmus magnuspinnatus
Lineage: Eukaryota; Metazoa; Chordata; Actinopteri; Gobiiformes; Gobiidae
Gene: asb10
Product: ankyrin repeat and SOCS box containing 10
Exons: 5
Coding region: 104-1513 (469 amino acids)
Biological process (GO): intracellular signal transduction
Cellular component (GO): nucleus; cytoplasm
Molecular function (GO): protein binding
Source: RefSeq, a predicted model, not a curated record
GGGAGCGUCCGUACCAAAUAUCACAACACGGUGACAGCUCACGGGCAUACGCUGGACAUUACCGGCCUGUUUCGGAGCUCUGCGACUGGGCGCGCGGUGUGUCAUGUCCCGGGGCAGCUUCGCCUUCACCCCCACGGCCCUGCGCUCUCUGGCCGUGGACGCAGAGAUGCUGGAGAGGCAGAGGCACAGCAGGCAGACCGCGGCGUCCUACCGGGGCUACAUGCUGAAGAAGGAGGCGCGGGAACGGGCGGCUCGGAGGCCCAGCGCGCCCUCCGCCGCCGCCCCGGUCCCGCCCGCAGUGUGCCAAGACCCGGUUGUCCAGAACGCGCUCUACACCGGGGACAUGGAGGUGUUGCAGCAGCUGUUCCCCAAAGGAGUCCGGGUCAACAUGGUGAUUGAGCCCCAGGGAGGAGACAUGCGCUGGAUGGCGGAGGGAGACGGACUGUGGUCACUGACGUACGAGCAGGAGCUGACCACUCCUCUCCACAUCACUGCGUCUCGGGGCUUCUCUGAGUGUCUGGGUCUGCUGCUCCAGAGGGGAGCCGAUGUGGAGCUGGCCCCCGGGGGCAAUACGGCCCUGCACGAGGCCUGUGAGGACUGUCAGCCUGAGUGCGCCAAGCUACUGCUGCUACACGGAGCUAAUGCUAACGCCGUGUCCGAGGAAGGGCUCAUGCCUCUGCACCUCUGCACCCAGCCACAGUCCCUGGAAUGUAGCAAGUACCUCCUCCAGUACGGCGCCGCAAUCAAUGGGCGCACAGUAGAUGAGGACGACACGCCCCUGCACACGGCCGCCAGGAGCGGCCUCCCCGAGCAUGCCGAGCUGUACCUGCGCUACGGCGCUCAGGUGGACCGGCCCAACGACGAGGGGCUGACACCACUCAAUGCGGCCUGCGCCCAGCCUCAGGACGCCACGCAGCUGGAGCGAUAUUUUCGUGUGUGUCAGAUCCUGAUUGGAGCAGGGGCUAACGUGCACACCAUGGACCAGGACCGGCGCACGCCCCUGCACAUGGCCUGUAAGAACGCUAACCCAGAUAUAGUGGAGCUGUUGCUAGCUAACGGCGCCUGUGUUAACGACAUGGACUAUGGCGGUGAGGCUCCCAUGCACAACAUCCUCAAAGCCGUCUGCUACAAGAUUUCCCAUCAGCCCGAGCGGGUGGUCCGAGCGCUGCUCAACCACGGCUCCAUCAGGGUCUGGCCUGGAGCGCUGCCAAUGGUCAUGAAACACUGCUCAGAGUCUCCACUCACGAUCGAGGUUCUCCUGAACGCCUACAGUCGCCUCAAAGUCACUGACAGUUGGGUGGAGGCUGUACCCCCAGAAAGUUACCAGGCGCACAAAGAUUUCUACGACUCCGUUUUCGCGCUGGCCCAAACCAGCCGCUCCCUGCAGCACCUGUGUAGGUGUAAGAUCAGGACGUUUCUGGAGGGUCGUGUGCACAGCGUCGUCCCAAAACUCAACCUGCCCACGUUCCUCAAGAACUACCUGCUGCUGGACUACAGAGGCUACGUCCACUGACUCUGUGGCUCCACCGGGUCAUCCUUUAUAUGCUGCUAAAACAUGGAUUUAAAGGCACAUUGUGGAACUUUUGUUGUUCCACAGGAUAGCUUUUCUUGGGUUUGUUUGACACGUUCCACAGUGUAGCUUUCCUUGGGUUUGUUUGGAACGUUCCUCAGUGUCGCUUUCCUUGGGUUUGUUUGGAAUGUUCCACACUAUAGCUUUAAACGUUCUAAUCUUGCGUUUUAGUGCUAGUAGUUACAGGUGUUUUUAUUGCUCAAAAUGCCUUGAAAAAACAUGCUUUCUUGACCACUGUUAACACGGCCUCCUGUUACUUGCUUGUUUCCAUGGAGAUGCUUUAAUGCCAUGCCGUGGAAAUCCUUGGAGACACCAGAAAAGUUCCACAGUACAGCUUUAAGAGAGAAAAUAUUGUUUGAUAAUAUUGAUUUGAGUUUAUUGGCCGAUGUGGGAUGUGAAUUUGAGAGAUUUGGAUGUAAACUACUGAAAGGUUUUGUUUCCUUUUGGCACAGUUUGUUUUCUCGCCACUAGAGGGCGCUGCAGACCAGAGCAGCUCAGGCAGACGCUGCACAAACACUUUCACUUUUAUUAUCGGGUUAUUUCUGCACUUUAAUUGUGAACUGUUACAUCGCUUCUGUUUUUGUACAAAUGUGUAAAUGUUACGUUUGAUUUCAAAACACACUUUAUGUUGUGUGCGUCAUUUGGUCACGUGCUCCAUUUUGUCAGGUGGCACAGAAAAGAAUAAAAUCAUAUUAAAUC